This is a messenger RNA of Carassius auratus (goldfish), 1660 nucleotides long. RefSeq names its product guanine nucleotide binding protein (G protein), gamma 12a (gene gng12a). The transcript has 3 exons. Bases 268 to 486 code for a protein of 72 amino acids. Gene Ontology annotation, cellular component: heterotrimeric G-protein complex. The record is from RefSeq and is a predicted model, not a curated record. Gene Ontology annotation, molecular function: G-protein beta-subunit binding. Gene Ontology annotation, biological process: G protein-coupled receptor signaling pathway. Lineage: Eukaryota; Metazoa; Chordata; Actinopteri; Cypriniformes; Cyprinidae.
GUCUUGCGCCGACCGUGAUUGGUCAGCGUAGGUGGAAGUGUUACAAACGGUGUCAUUCACAAAGUAACAAGAAAACAUUACAAUAGUGAUAAAGAAUGUAAUUAACUUUAAAAUAUUUGGCCUAUUUAGAUCAUUUUCCUGGCAAUUUUACACGCGGAUCUUUUGAAGUUCACGUAAAACCAAUUUUGGGGCGUAUUUUCGGUUUCUUCACUGAUUUAUCAGCAGAUCACACUUGAAAGAUUGGUUUAAAGUUAUAUGGUUUAAAAAAUGUCCUCUAAAAUGGUGGGCUCAAACAACCUGGCACAUGCUAGGAGGAUGGUACAGCAACUGAGAGUCGAGGCCAGUAUUGAGAGGAUAAAGGUAUCCAAGGCCUCAGCUGACCUCAUGCGUUACUGUGGAGAAAACGCCAAAUACGACCCCCUGCUCAUGGGCAUCCCUGCCUCAGAAAACCCCUUCAAGGACAAAAAGCCCUGCACUAUAUUGUAGUGUAACAAGUAUUAAUCUAAUUUAAUUACUUCUACUCAACUUUGCCUUAAGUUCGGCUUUUGCUCCUUAGUAUAACUUUGUGCCAUGUCUUAACUGUAUUUAGCUCUUACAGUAUUUAUUACUGUAAAUAAACUCCAAUCAGUACUAAUUAAUUGCCAUUUUGGUAAUGAUUAGAAUCGAAUCUCAUCUUGACCAGCAUCACUUGUCUUCUGUUUGGUUGUUUGGGCCAAACUGAAAUGAUCCUAUAAAUCAAGCCGUUUAGAUGUUUUAAAUGGGCUUAAGUUCCUCUUUCCACCAGAUGAUGCAUUUAGUUAGAAUUAGUUUGAAAUAGGGAAGUAGCACAACACAUUAUGAUACAAGGAGCUUGCAACUACAUUAACUGAUUAAGACUCACUUAACGUGUGUUAUAUAUUCCUCUAGCAGUACAUGUGAAUAAUGUUAUAGCAAAGGGACUGACUGAAAUAAAUGGAAUGGAAUUUGGAUUUGGAUUAUGAGUCUAAUGUGACUUCUGCAAUCACAGUUUAAGUGCAUGCUGGGUAAAUAAAACAAUAUGGUAAAUCUCACAUCACACAAAUACUGAUUUGUUCUUAAUUAUAGGAGCUACCACUAUGCGCAAAACCAUUAGAGACGGGUUACUGGUGUGCUUUAUAGGAAAGGAGAACUGAUUUCCCUGCACUUUCAAACCCAUGUGCCUUAGAUUGUUCAAAUCAGUACUUAUUACAAAUGAAAAGAUGACAUUUUAUCUGUUGACACUCAGUAACUUUUUGGUUCCAUUUAGAUUUAAAGGCCUUUCCCUUCUGAUUUAAAUGUAUUUUUUCUGUACCUAGGACAUUUGUAAAACAGAGACUACUGUUGUUUGAUCUUGUCUAUGAAUUGAAUGUUUUUUUUCCCAAAAAAGGGCAGUUGUGACAUUCACACCUUUAUUGGGGCAAGCAUCAUACACUGAUGCUGCAACAUCUGUAUUAUUGUGGAGAGAUCAGAAGUUAUGCAGUAUUUGAGAUUCACAACCAAAUACCUGUGACCUCAGUAUCUCUGUGAAGAAAAAAGUUUCCCUUUGAAUUUUUUGGUGUUUCUUUCUAUUCUAAUUUCAGAUUAUUUUUUUUUGCAAGUCUUCAUAACGUGUACUGUACCUUGAAAGAAAGAUUUUAUUAAAAUUGUGAAAUAGUAAAACUAA